Sphaerodactylus townsendi is the source of this 4932-nucleotide messenger RNA. It is a transcript of the gene ADGRG5, whose product is annotated as adhesion G protein-coupled receptor G5. Gene Ontology annotation, cellular component: membrane. The coding region runs from base 751 to 2361 and encodes 536 amino acids. Lineage: Eukaryota; Metazoa; Chordata; Lepidosauria; Squamata; Sphaerodactylidae. The record is from RefSeq and is a predicted model, not a curated record. The transcript has 13 exons. Gene Ontology annotation, molecular function: G protein-coupled receptor activity. Gene Ontology annotation, biological process: adenylate cyclase-activating G protein-coupled receptor signaling pathway; cell surface receptor signaling pathway.
GCCAGCCCCACUGGCCAGCGGCGCUUCCUCUCCUAGAUCCGCAGGGAAAAAAGAUUCCCCGACCCCACGGCCUGCGGGACCCUCUGGAGCUCCGCCCCCUGCAUGCAGCAAAGAAAGGAAAGUUCAGUGUUUUGAGGGGGGAGGUACUUCUAGGACACCCCCUCCAGGAUUUAACCCCUUCCUCUCCAAACAACAAAAGACAAGCUUCUGCUGCUGGGAAUUAGGGGACGGAUCCGGGGAUGCCCCUGACUGGACGGGGAGGGUGUCCUCGGUUCCGUUCCAAAGGGGGCCCGAAGGGGAUCUACUGCUGCGUGCAGAGGUCUCGUGCGCCCCUCUCACCUGGAUCGCGAGCCCGGGUCUCCCCCGGACUCCUGCUGUUCCGGACAUCUGCAACGGAGCGCGCUGCUGCUGUGGUCGCCGCUGGCGAAAAGGGAACGUGGAGUCUCCUCCCCUUCGAAACUGGAGGGGAGGGGAGGGGGUCGUCGGGGGGAGGCUGCGAGAACAGUGCGGAGGCGGGCCCCACCCUGGCCCGGGAGGUUCUGUCAACUUGCAAACCGCUGCUCUGCUCCCUUGGAGUAACUUCCACAAGCCGGGGUGCUCCGGAACGACUGUUGGCUGCAUAGCAUGUGGUUCCAGGCGCUUGCUUGGGAGUAACGCCGCUGGGAUCCCGCGCGGCAUACUUUCGAGGAAACAUCCAUUCCUGUCUGGUGAGCCUUUGCAGAGUGGUGUUACGUUCCACGAAAUGCAGAGAUGGACCCUGGUUUAUGGAUUUGCCUCUUUGCAUGCGCGACUUUCCCUGCCCAGCUAACAGGAUUAAAACCCAGCAAAGAAGCAGUUGUGCAAAAUUCAAGUUCUGAUGGUGAAGUCUUGGGCAAGUAUGCAAUAGAAGAAGCCAUGGAGACCUUCAAAGGACACUUGGCCGGAGGCUGUGUCUCCAAGGGGAAGGAGCUAGUGAGAGCCAAACAAAAUCUGGAGAAGACGUUGCAGGAAGCCAAUAUGUCACAGGAGAAUCUCAUUGUGGCUCAUGAAGAUGUACAAACAUUAAUAUUCAGAAUAAAGCCCAAAGAUUUCAGGGGGCUGAAUAUCAGCAGUGACCUGUUAAAGGUCACCACGUCAAUAAAGAACCAAACGCGGCACUCCAUGAGCUUCCCGACUGCGCUGACAGAGAGGGCCCGGGCCUUGCCUGCAAAUGAGAUGAGAUUGACCUGCGUUUACCUGAAAGCUUCCUGCCUCUUUCAGGAUGAAAAGAACAGCUCCCUUCUAAACAACGACAUUUUAGGGGCCACCCUUGGGGAUGUCAAAAUCACCAAUCUCAGCCAACCAGUGGAGAUCCGGUUUUGGCACAACCUCAGGCCAGUCAGUAAUUACAACAUGACCUGUGUCUUUUGGAUGGAAGGAAGAGAAGAGGGUACCCUGGGAACAUGGAGCCCCGCUGAUUGCAAUACUAUCUUCCAAGAAGGCAUUGUCAUAUGCCAAUGCUACCAUCUUACCUAUUUUGCUGUUCUCUUGCAAAUCUCUCCACCUCCCUUGGAUGAAGGUCUGUUGGAUGCUUUAACUUACAUAACUUCCAUUGGCUGCAGUGUGUCAGCUGCUGCCUGUCUGCUCACUGCCUGUCUGUACCUUUGCUCCAGGAAAAAGCAACACAACCCCACCACAAAGAUACACGUGAACCUACUGGUGGCUCUAUUUUUCCUUAAAACGUCAUUCUUGGUCAGCGGGCCGCUGGCAUCGGUCACUUCUUCACAGCCAUGCCAGGUUGCAGCAGCCUUCCUCCAUUACUCGUUGCUUUGCGGCUUGACCUGGAUGGCCCUGGAAGGUUUCCACCUCUACAUGCUUGUGAUCCGAGUCUACAAUGUGUACAUAAGACAUUACCUCCUCAAGCUGUGUGCUGCUGGCUGGGGGCUCCCUUGCUUAAUGGUCAUGGUCAUCUUCCUCAUCAAUAAAGAGGUUUACGGAAUCCACCAGGUCCAAACCAGCCAUUCAUACAGCAACAGAACUAUGUGUUGGAUCACAUCCAUCAAAGCACAUUACUUCAACUUGAUUUACGUCAGUGGCGCCGUGCUUUUCAAUAUGAUCGUCUUGAUGCUUGUGGUUUGGCAGCUGAGGCAGCUUGGAGCCAAGUCUUGUCAGCAGAAAGAGCAUUCCUGCAGGGAUCUGGUGACAGUUCUUGGAUUGACAUGCCUCCUGGGCACAACCUGGGCACUGGCAUUCGUCUCGUUUGGGGUCUUCUCCAUCCCACAGCUCUUCCUGUUCACUAUCCUCAACGCACUUCAAGGACUCUUCAUCUGCCUCUGGUGCUGCGCCUUGAGAUGCCGCUCACAGGAAAGCGGCUCAGGAGGGACCUCGCGUCCAUCUCAGUAACUGCAGCAUCAUGGGAGAUGGGAUGACCCUGGGCCAAGCAUGCCGAGGAUGAAAGGAGCUUUUGAGAUCAGAUGCCUGUUCAAAGAAACCGGCCCACUGUCUCGACUCCAAGCCAUCCACAAAUGUCAGGGCCCAGAGGGUAUACUGGUACAUCCUGAUUUACUCUGGAGUGUGACAGUUUUGCUAUUCAAAGAGGAACUCUUGCAGUAGGUCAAAGAAGACAGCUGAUGUGACUCCUGAUCCUUCAUAGAAUCAUAGAGUUGGAAGAGACCACAAGGGCCAUCAAGUCCAACCCCCUGCUAUGAAGGACACACAAUCAAAGCACUCCCAGCAUAAGUUCAUCCAGCCUCUGUUGAAUCUUGAGCACUUGCAGGACAGGGGGUGUUUAUCAGCUGAUCUCUAUUAUGGCUGGGCAGUAGCUGUUCUGUGUUCGACAAGUGCUCUUUCCUAUGCAUCCGGGAUUCAUCAGACGAGAGACAGACUAAUUCAAAGCAUAUUUUUGCUUCCUUCAGGCAGAAUGAUAGAACAGGGCUUCCUUAGUGUGCAAAUCUUGUAUUGUAGUAAUAAGAAUGGGAAAUUCCACAGGGCCUGAGGAUUGCAUGGUAGUUUCUAGGUACUCUGGCACCUACUGUCAGGAAAGACUGACUUCUGCUCUGCAUGGUUGGUGGUGGAGUGAAAAUGUACUCCUUUCCACUGACAUAGUUUCCUGUUGUUUUUUGAGCACAGGACACUGGGUCAACAAGAACCCUUUCAGGUAUUAUCAGUUUAUAAUGAAAUGAAGUACUUGUCUUUGAUAUGCAUUGUGCAGAAUACAGCAGACUUCAUUCAAGGCAGCUUUUCUGAGGCAAAGUUACCUUAUUUUCCCCAUCACUAAAACAACAAUGUGUUGAUCCUGGGAAAAUACAGGAUAACCUCAGCUAGCAUGUCCUUUACCUUCUCAGUAGUGCAUGGAAUAUGAUCAUGUAAGCGUUCUAAGUACCUAUUGGAUAGUGCCUAUGAAAUCAUUCAUCACAUGAUGAGAUCAUGAGAGUUCUUAUUGGGUCAGCCCAAAGUCCAUCUAGUCCAGGAUUCCAUUUCCAAUAGUGCUCAGCCAGAUUCUUAUGAGAAGGACAUGUCAUAGCUCUCCUCUGUUGGCUGUCUGUACCAUCUGGUACACACAUGGCCUCUAAACAUGGUGGAUCUGUUUAAUUAUCUACCAAUAGCUGCUGAUUGAUCAAUCACAUUUUCAAAAAUUAUCUAAAAGCUCCACUCCCAAAAUCUCCUGGUAUUUCUCAAGCCGGAGCAGGCAACCAAGUAUCAAGUACAGGAGAGGGGGAAAAUAUACAAACAGUAACCACGAGAUGGCACCAAAAACCAAAAUCAUGCCUGAGCAACAAAACAACAAAAUCCAGUUCAACCUGGCAUGCAGCGUGUGUGCAUGUGUGUGUGUGUGUGUGUGUGUGUGUGUGUGUGUGUGUGUGUGUGUGUGAGAGAGAGAGAGAGAGAGACAGAGAGACAGAGAGAAACAGAGACAGAGAAGCCAGCGGUGCAUGUCUGUUUCCUGUGGAUGUCUUUGACAAAUGUCAGGGAUGGGUCUGAGAAAUUCAGCAGGGUUUCAUGCAAAGCACUGGGCAUUUCUAGGAGAUAGUUAAUGCAUCACCAAAGUUCCAUUCAAAUCAUUCUGGUAAAUUGUACCAGAGGGCACCCAGGGCUGGUUUCCCCAUUAUGCUAAAUAAUGAUGCUCAGUGGCUCAGAACCCCCUGUGGCUCUUCUGAGCCCAGUUCCCCAAUGUGGCCCAACCCCGUGUUUGGGGAGAGUGGGCAAGACCUGUGUGAUAGGUUGGUCCCACCUUAAAACAGCCGCAGCUUAGGUUGCUGCCGUCGUGCCAGGAAUGGACAUGAGAGUUGCUGUUUUGGUGGAUGGACACUGCGAAUUUGGCUUUCCACAAGCUGCAGAGUGAGAACCACUGGACUAAAUGCUAGGCAGCUGAAGGCUCCAGCUAAAUUAGGACUCUUCCAGCUACAGUACAAGCAUCUGGAGGUCCAGGGAGCAAAAAUGUGGCUGUCUUGCUCUUUCCACGCAUCUUUCUAAAUCCUUCCCAGCUCAGAACCCCCGAGCAGCUUCCUCAUCAUAAAAUCAGAAAGUGGUGACCAUAUUCCCAGUUGAAGGGAAAGGCAGUCUGUCUAACGUUAUCAGCAAAAUACGUCUUAUGUUACUCAAGACAUUCUGUAGGAACUGAAAGCCGCCUAGGUGAUGGGAAUAUUGUCUGCUGAUGUAGUUGCCUCACCCAGCUACUUCUUCUUCUGCACACUGGCUUGGAAAAUCCAUCUUUCAACCUAUGAAGCAACAUACCUUCUUAAAGCCUGCACAAUAAAGCUGUGCUAUUCGUGCUCUAGAAGACCUCUAAAGAUCUUAUCUCCUUAUCCAUGGUGUUCAGAGGCAUUGCCACCAUGUUGACAGAAGCUCAGGGCUUUCCCCUACCUGGGACUAAAUGGCUGCUGCAGAGUCUGGUCUGGGUGAAAGAAGGUGGCUGCUGGCAAGUGGUGGUCUUUUGGCUGAUGUUUGGGGUCAAGCGGAUCGUCUUUUUGCUGG